CUUCCACCGUCCCUUCCACCGUCCCUUCCACCGUCCCUUCCACCGCUCCUUCCCUUGCACCUACACCUACACCCACCCCACUCACCCCACCAACCACCACCGGCACACUCUCCCCACGCCCACCACAAUGAUCAAAUCCGUCCUCGGCUCCGCAGCCGGCCAGCCCACGAUGCCGCAGCCGCUCGUCUUCGUCACGGGCAACGCCAACAAGCUGCGGGAGGUGCAGGCGAUCCUGGGCUCCGCAGUGCCAUCACUGACGAACCGCGCACUGGACCUGCCCGAGCUGCAAGGUAGCAUCGAGGAGAUCACACUGGACAAGGCGCGGCGUGCCGCGGCCGAGAUCGGUGGCCCCGUUCUAGUCGAAGACACGUGCCUAUGCUUCAACGCGCUGCACGGGCUUCCGGGGCCGUACGUGAAGUGGUUCAUGAAGGAGCUGGGACACGAGGGGCUCAACAACAUGCUGGCCGCGUAUGACGACAAGAGUGCGCAGGCCGUGUGCACGUUCGCUUACUGUGCGGGACCUGGCAUGGACGCGGUGCUGUUUGAGGGCCGCACUGACGGGAAGAUCGUCCCCGCUAGGGGCCCGAAGACGUUUGGUUGGGACGCCGUGUUUGAGUAUCAAGGGCUGACGUAUGCGGAGAUGGACAAGGAGGAGAAAAACAAGAUCUCGCAUCGGGGGAAGGCGCUGGAUAAGCUGAAGGUGUGGCUGGCGAAGAAUCACUGCUGAUCCGCGGGAACCUUACUCUAGAGCAAAGGAAGUAGGCACAGCUUGUGGUUUUCACUCGUAGACACGGACACGGGCAAGAAGUUUGUUUUGUUUGUUUGGUAUUACAGCCCUUGCUUGAUUGCUAGCUGUCUAUACACCCGCGGGAUGGUCGGACUCCCAGGCUUUGACCCACUGUGUUAUCCUCUCGACGUUGCUGUCGAUCUCGUCGGCGUUGUCGCUGCGCAGCUCGAUCACGAUCUCCGGACUGUAGGAUUCGCGCGCCUCCUCGAGGAUCACUUGCAUGAUCUCCGAGUCGAGGUUUUCCUGUAACUUUUGUUCUGUGCUGUGUUAGUUCCGUCGAGCCGCGCAGUAAUCUUUUGUUCCUCCCUCAAUUAAUCGGGAAAAGGUACCUGGGUAAUUUCUGUGCACACAUGCUCAUUAACAUCUUCCUCUGCACUUUAACCCUCGGGUACACUCUCACCUCGCCUUCAACCGAUCAUAAAG
Molecule: messenger RNA, 1210 nt
Organism: Tricharina praecox
Lineage: Eukaryota; Fungi; Ascomycota; Pezizomycetes; Pezizales; Pyronemataceae
Product: inosine triphosphate pyrophosphatase-like protein
Exons: 3
Coding region: 128-727 (199 amino acids)
Biological process (GO): nucleoside triphosphate catabolic process
Cellular component (GO): cytoplasm
Molecular function (GO): nucleoside triphosphate diphosphatase activity
Source: RefSeq, a predicted model, not a curated record